Molecule: messenger RNA, 1827 nt
Organism: Cordyceps fumosorosea ARSEF 2679
Lineage: Eukaryota; Fungi; Ascomycota; Sordariomycetes; Hypocreales; Cordycipitaceae
Product: alkaline serine protease AorO
Exons: 3
Coding region: 1-1827 (608 amino acids)
Biological process (GO): proteolysis
Molecular function (GO): serine-type endopeptidase activity; tripeptidyl-peptidase activity
Source: RefSeq, a predicted model, not a curated record
AUGCGCAUCACCGCUCUCAUCGCCGGAGGCUUCCUCCCCGCUGCUUUUGCCGUGCCCGCGGCCAACUACAAGCUGCACGACCAACGCAUUUCGCUUCAUGCACAAUACACAAAGGGCCAGGCCGCCACUGGCUCUGCUUUUGUGCCAGCCCGUAUUGCGCUCAAGCAGCAGAACAUAGAAAAGGCUGAAAAGCUCCUUCUAGAGAUCUCUGAGCCUGGAUCACCCAAAUACGGUCAGCAUCUGGCCGCUGGGGAUAUUGCGAACCUCUUCGCUCCCAGCGAGGAAUCCAUCAACAGUGUCAAGUCAUGGCUCACGGCCUCCGGUGUACCAGCUGGUUCCAUCAAGGUUUCCAACAGCAAGGGUUGGAUUCACUUCAACACCACCGCUAGCCAGCUGGGCUCGUUCCUCAAGACCGAGUAUCACCAUUACACUACCGCUGAUGGCUCGAGGACCUUCUUGGGUGCGGAAUCUUACAGCCUUCCUCAGGAUGUGUCCUCCCUUGUCGACUUCGUGCACCCAGCCACGGGUUUCUCCCAAAUGAGGAAGCGCACAAAGGCUCCUCUCGUCACAGGCCCCAAGGACACCAUUGAUCCCAACAGCCUGGACACCUGCGAUGUCAACAUGACGCCCAAGUGCAUCGCUGCCCAGUAUGGCAUCCCUGCUGCCACAUCGGGCAAAGAUGGAAACGAUCUCGCCAUGUAUGAGGAAGAGGGAGACGACUAUGCGCAGGAAGAUCUCGACCAGUUCUUUGCUGCCAUGACCCCCAGCAUCCCCAAAGGCACCGGUCCCAUCGUCCACAACUUGAACGGCGCAAAUGCACCCGCAAACCCCGGCGAAUCCGGUGGCGAGUCGACGCUCGACUUCGACAUGGCCAUUCCCAUCAUAUACCCGCAAAAGACUAGCCUGUAUCAGAUGGGCGACGUUGGCAAGGACAAUUUUGACACCUUUGUGGACGCCUUCGUCGGUCCCUACUGCAAGGACAACGGCGACGACGGCAACAGCCAGAUCGAGUGCAACGAUCUCAAGCAGCCCAACGCCGUGUCCAUCUCCUGGGGCGGCACGGAGGACCCCAACGACGUCGCGCACCUGAAGCGCCAAUGCACCGAGUGGAUGAAGUUCGGCCUGGCCGGCACCUCGGUCAUCAUCGCCAGCGGCGACAACGGGGUCGAGGACGGCGCGUGCCUCGGCCCGAACCACGACAUCUUCGUCCCGGACCAGGCCUGCUCCUGCCCCUGGGUCACCACCGUCGGCUCGACCUACCUGCCCAAGGGCGGCAAGGUCGGCGACGUCGAGGUCGCCACCGAGUCCUUCGCCUCCGGCGGCGGCUUCAGCAACAUCUUCCCCCGCCCGGACUACCAAAAUGACUUCGUGGCGACCUACCUGGCCAAGUACGUCCCCGACUACAAGUCGUACAACACCACCGACGGCAAGAUCCCGACCACGGCGGGCCAGGGCAUCUACAACCGCGGCGGCCGCGGGUACCCGGACGUCUCCGCGGUCGGCGACAACGGCGUGGUGGUCACGAACGGCAGGAUGUUCCUCAACGGCGGCACGUCCAUGUCCUGCCCGAUCUUCGCCUCCAUCAUCACCCGAAUCAACGAGGAGCGUCUCAACGCCGGCAAGAAGCCGCUGGGCUUCCUCAACCCGGCCCUCUACAAGGGCGUUGCCAGCGGUGUCUUUACCGACAUCGUCACGGGAGACCAGAACCACGUAGUUGACGCCUGCGGUACUCACAAGGGCUUCGUCGCCUCUCCCGGUUGGGAUCCCGUCACUGGUCUUGGUACGCCCAUAUAUGACAAGAUGUUGAAGUACUUUGGCCAGCUAUAA